AUGGCGUGGUCCAAGUCCUCGCGGAUCUUGACCAUGGUGGCCAUCUGCACCGUAUUUUUCCUCGUCGAGCUGAUCUCGGGCUACAUGAUCCAUUCGCUAGCCCUCCUGGCUGACGCUUUCCACAUGUGGCUCCGAGCUGAAAUCCUCGGCGCUUUCUUCAACGCCGUCUUCCUAAUUGCGCUCUGCGUCUCCAUCGUCCUUGAAGCUGUUACCAGAUUUUUCGAUCCUCCCGAGAUUAGUAACCCGAAAGUCAUGCUUAUCGUUGGCUCCUUUGGUCUGGCCUCCAACCUUGUUGGCUUCGCAAUCUUGGGAGGCCAUAGCCAUGAUCAUGGCCAUAAUGAUGGCCACGACCACGACCACGACCACGAUCACGACCAUGGCCACGACCACGAACACCCACAUAGCCAUGACCAGCAGCGUCGGGCGGAAGAGGGACAGGCCGAGUUUCCCGAAACCGACGCCGACGCCGCCGACGAGACCGGUGCGGCAGCGGAUGUCCUUCCCCACGUUGUGCUGGCUAGGGCGUCCUCGGUCUCGCGCCAAGCCACGAGAAGGUCGGAUGGCGCGCCGGACGAUCGUCAGAACUCUGCGUACAGGGGCCGCUCACGCCGCCGGGCGGGCAGCGCGCACCAUUCAAGACUCACAAGCAUCGAGGACUUGAGCAUCUACCCCUCGAGUUUCCGACAAGAAAUCAUUGCUGCUUCACGAUCGCACCCCACUUACAACGAAGUUUCAUCUUCUGAUGAAGACGAUCGCCGCCCUAACGAGCGGACUUUGGACUCGGAGACGCACGUGCACCAUCAUCACAGCAAGCCGAAGAAGGAUAGGCCUGCGGGUGGAUUGGGCCAUAACCACGGCGACAUGGGAAUGCAGGCCAUGGUCCUUCACGUGCUUGGCGAUGCGCUUGGCAACGUUGGUGUCAUCAUCACGGCGCUAGUCAUCUGGCUGACGGAAUGGCGUUAUAAGCUUUAUACUGAUCCCUUUGUCUCCCUCUUCAUCACCGUCAUCAUCCUCCGAUCCGCCCUGCCCCUCACCUUUGCCACGUCCAAGAUUCUUCUCCAAGCCACACCCGACUACGUCGACGUCAACGAGUUGCGCGAUGACAUCGAGAGCUUGCCGGGGGUGCUCAGCUGCCAUCACAUACACGUCUGGCAGCUCUCCGACACCAAGAUUGUGGCGUCGAUGCACAUGCAACUCUCGUUCCCCAUCACCGACGAUGGCGGCGAGAAGUACAUGCAGCUCGCGAAGCGCGCGCGCAAGUGCCUGCAUGCUUAUGGCAUCCAUAGCGCCACUAUCCAGCCCGAGUUUUGCCCCGACAGCAGCCGGCACCGCCAGUUUGUGAGCAUUGAAGAGGCCCGCGCGCAUGGGAUCCAAGGCGCGGGUGAUGGAGCCGUGAGCCCCACGACCUCGUCGAAACAGGUGCCCAUGUGCCUGCUCGAGUGUGUGGAUGACUGUGACCAGGAAGGCUGCUGCAGUAUCCUGAGCACCUCCACAGCGAGCCAUCCACCGGCGGAUGGUCAUGGUCAUGACCAUGCCCACUAG
Molecule: messenger RNA, 1542 nt
Organism: Parascedosporium putredinis
Lineage: Eukaryota; Fungi; Ascomycota; Sordariomycetes; Microascales; Microascaceae
Source: the annotation of a GenBank genome assembly